This is a messenger RNA of Habropoda laboriosa, 1891 nucleotides long. RefSeq names its product protein bowel-like. The record is from RefSeq and is a predicted model, not a curated record. Gene Ontology annotation, cellular component: nucleus. The transcript has 3 exons. The coding region runs from base 73 to 1707 and encodes 544 amino acids. NCBI's taxonomy places the organism in Eukaryota, Metazoa, Arthropoda, Insecta, Hymenoptera, Apidae. Gene Ontology annotation, molecular function: RNA polymerase II transcription regulatory region sequence-specific DNA binding; DNA-binding transcription factor activity, RNA polymerase II-specific. Gene Ontology annotation, biological process: regulation of transcription by RNA polymerase II; embryonic hindgut morphogenesis; embryonic pattern specification.
GUGGACCAUCGGCAGAGAUUAAACGUGAAAUCGGAAAGUGUUCUCGGCCGACGUUCCUCUGGUGUCAUCGGUAUGCCGACGGACAUCGUGGCGUCGUCGGCCUCGGUCUCGGCCACGGUCUCGGAGGAGACGAGCAGAGGUCGGGACCUGGGCCUUGGGCCGUCACCAAGGUCGGCUCCCUCUUCAGCUGGUGCAUCAUCCUCAGGAUCAGCGGCACAGUCGACCUCGAGGGGCUUCGAUCCGUCUAGCGCCCUUGCCGCUUAUCACCACCAUCGACAUGGCCUGGUAGCUGGUCUCGGUCACCCUCAUCACCGCGAAUCCUCAGCAUUCGUGCCUGUAGUACCUUCGAGGUUGCAUCUGGCACCUUAUCCAGGUGAGAUGCAUCCGCAUCUCACCGGACCACCUCCGUCCUCGUCGACCACGUCAAACUCGGACCAUGAGGUCGGCGCGGAGACAUCUGUCGCGAGGAAAUCAUCCUCCAGCUACGAGAUCAUGGCUAUGAUGGCAGAUAAGAGGAAAGAGCUGGCUGCUAGGGCUCUUCUGCUACCCCCACCGCCACUUCUAGAACCACCUCCUGGUUAUCCGGUUUUCGCUGGACCUUUCCCUGGAGGAUCUGCCCUCUACCCACCUGGUGGACCCUUGGCGCACCAGCAUUUAGAUAGGAGGCUCCUUAGAGCGCCUGGCAGGGCAUCGAGGCCCAAGAAACAGUUCAUAUGUAAAUUCUGUAAUCGACAGUUCACGAAAUCGUACAAUUUGUUGAUACACGAGAGAACACACACGGACGAGCGACCGUACUCGUGCGACAUCUGCGGCAAGGCUUUCAGAAGGCAGGAUCACCUUCGGGAUCAUAGGUACAUCCACAGCAAAGAGAAGCCAUUCAAAUGCGGCGAAUGCGGUAAGGGUUUCUGCCAGAGCCGCACCCUGGCUGUGCACAAGAUCCUUCACAUGGAGGAGUCACCACACAAGUGCCCUGUCUGUGCACGAAGUUUCAACCAGCGCAGCAACCUGAAGACGCACCUCCUCACGCACACAGACCACAAGCCUUACGAGUGUACCUCUUGUGGCAAGGUGUUCCGCAGGAAUUGCGACCUCAGGAGGCACGCGUUGACCCACGCGGUAGGCGACGUGCCACCUGAGGCUUUGGAGGAAGCUCUAAGGGACGACGACAGCCCGGAAGAGGAUUGUCCAGAGGCUGGCUCGUCGUCAUCGACGUCAGUGUCUACGACAAACUGUUCUCUGCCAUCUUCUACAAGCAACGCGUCUUACGCCCCGCAAGGGUCAUCGGGACCACCGCAGCCAUCUCCAGUUUCAGCUACCACCAGCACACUUUCUCAGAGACCUCAAUUGCAGAUCAGAAGAGACCUACUUCCAGCCGUGAAACCGUCCACGGUGACUAGCGGUGGAACGAACGGUCACUCGAUCACACAGAACCCUCCAGCCGCAUUGCCACCCCCUCCCCCGUUAAUUCUGACCUCGUACAGACGAAGGAUCGGUUCACCGGGACCGUCAAGAGUGCUUCUUGAGCUGCAAGAGCGUGAGAGGGAGAGAGAGCGCGAGAUCGAACAGAGUAGAGAGAGAGAACGUGACAGAGAACGAGAGGAAGAGGUGUCACGACCCCCUAGGGCACCCACCCCUCAGCCACCACCGCCUCCCAGGCCUGCUCCCGCCAGGCAAGGAUUCACUAUAGCAGACAUAAUGCGCCGGUAGAAGGGGCAGUCCACAAUGGGGGGAGAUACCAAAUGAUCGUCUACUUUAAAUUUAACUCUGGAAAGAGGGACAUUUUGUUUGGAAUGGAAUUUUCAUGGACAUCAUUUGGAUAUGGUUUUUGAAGUGAUUGAUCUUUUUGUAAGGAGUAUUUUUGUAGUUGAACGGGGUAAUGAAGAAGUGGCAG